Messenger RNA from Lachancea lanzarotensis, 8319 nucleotides. RefSeq names its product LALA0S01e06084g1_1 (gene TEL1). The record is from RefSeq and is a predicted model, not a curated record. The coding region runs from base 1 to 8319 and encodes 2772 amino acids. Gene Ontology annotation, molecular function: protein serine/threonine kinase activity; protein binding. The transcript has a single exon. Gene Ontology annotation, biological process: DNA repair. Lineage: Eukaryota; Fungi; Ascomycota; Saccharomycetes; Saccharomycetales; Saccharomycetaceae.
AUGGAUUCAUCCAAUGUUCCAAUAGUCAUCGAUCUUUUGUCUUCGGGUAAACUAAAAGAGAGGAAUAAUGGAUUAGAAGAAUUGACAACGCUUUUGAAGCAGGACCCCACGAGUGUACCCUCGAAAUACUUGUAUUCAAUAUUACAGGUUCUUGUUGAUAUCAUCGAAUUGGAAAGAACCAAAUAUGAGAGAUUGGCAAUUGAUGAAGCCAAUUCUUCCGAAAGCAAAAUAACUGCGAUUGAAAACAGACUCUCGUCAGCCUCCUACGUGGUAAGGCUUCUGAUACAGACGCGCAAUGCGAACUUCAAGUCGAAACAUGUCAAAUUCGUAAUCGCUACGUUACCUCAUCUAAUGAUUGACGUGGUUACUGGUGAUCUGGCCACUAGUGUUAGCCUACACUUAUUGUCUUCAUUGGAAAGCUUGAUAAAUAGCGAAUGCUUCCGUUUGAAAUUCGAGCCGCACCAGUGGAUCAGCUUAGUAGAGAAAUUAUCUACUUUGUUGUCUACACAUUUAAACCACUCUCUUAGCAGCAAGAAUGUGCACUGCCUGAUGGAUAUUUUGAGCUCCCUUUUAUUGUUGAACACGGCUUGUUUACCCCAAGUCGAUUCUCAUUUCAUUGAGCCCAUAGUAAAAUAUCUGAGCAACUCCAAGACCGAGAAUGCCACCAGCAAAGCGGCACUGCGACUUCUCAACACGUACGUCCUGCAAACUCAUUUGUUUGGCUAUCUCAACUGCCUCGAGGUGAUGGAGACUGCAAUGAGGUACUUUUUGUCCAUUCGAAAAUUCAGUACAUCAGGAAUGGACCACGAGUUUGCAGUUUUCAAUAUUUUUCUCAGUACAUUCAUCAAUUCGCCUCUUUAUUUGAAGAUGCAGUCGGGCGAAUUUACUGUUAAUUUUGAUACAGACCGCUUUCUUGACAUUCUAGAGGAUUACACUGCCGCUACCUUGACUAAUUUUGAUCCUGGAAGACUAGAGUUGGAAAGUUUCCAGUUCAAAAAUUUCCAUGUAGAGAAAAGCUGGCUCGAGUUUCCAGAUUUUCAACUACGCCGUGGGUUCGAUAUUAAUCCAUGUAUUGAAGCAUUUGCCGCCGUCCAACUAAUACGCACGUUUUUUUGCAUAAAAGACUCGCAGCGUGGAGAUCUGGGACAGGGGAUAUUUUUCAAGAAAGCGAAUACAGGUAAGACUCUUUCUGCUUUUUUCAAAGAUGUUCUAGAUAUCGUUGGUCUCAUUGAGCGAUGUGUUGAAAGCGGUCAAGAAAAACUUCAACUCUUAGGUCUUCAAUUAUGCGGCUUUUACGCAACAAAUUUUAAUUUGCAUCCCACCGACAUUCAUCGCCUCGCUGUAGUAGUCUUCCAGAAGUUCGAAAAACGACAUUUUGAGGGCUGGGUCUGUUUUGCAUUGCUGCCUCUUGUGUCGAAUAGCAAUUGUCGUUUAGAGCUGGGUCUAAUUCAGAAAACAUUUGUGUUAUGCCUUCCUUUCGUCAAAUCUCGAGAUUUGUGUAGAAGUGCAUGCGCUCUUUUGAAGAACUUAAUGGAGUUUUAUGGUCGCGAUUUGAUUUCGGAUGUCACCAUCUGUCAGCAGGUGGAUCAUUUGUUUGAAUUAGCUGACGUUAACGGUCCUGCACUAGUUAAUGAUGAAACUUUUGCAUUUUGGAAAUGCCUCUCAGAACUCGAUUUCUCUCAUAGGCCUCGGGCACAAAUUCUGCCUUCAACUAAUAUCUUGGCUUGGUUGAAAUGCAAGUGGGAGCAAAUUGCUUUUAAAAAGCCCGAGCAGGAACACUUUUAUCUGUUUGUGGCGUGGCUUGCGGGCAGUUUUCCUGACGAUGAAGGUCAUUUUCGAAGAAGCUUAUUAGCGCCUCAAUCAAGCUUGUACUUCUCUGCCUGGGAAAAUUAUGAUGAAGAGCGACAAUGCCUUUUAGCUACUCCGGUCGGUUCGUCGCAUUCAAAAGUAUCAAAGGUAGCCGCACGGUUCUCCCCUGAACCUAAUGCGCUUUCACCAUUCUGGCGAGAUUUUACUAAUUUUCCGAGAGAUCCAGGAAGGGGCGAUGCAGCAAAAUUGAGAUGGUGCUGUGAAGCAGUGAAGCUAAGUUUUCAUCUGGCCGGUAAUGAAAGUUUUAUCAGCCAUUCAGAGGACUUGAGUGAUCAAAUCGCUACUGUAGCUAGCAGCAUUCAUGACGCAUAUAGCUUCUUUUCUCGGAGCUCUUUGAAUGAAAUAUAUCAAUUAAGGUCGUUUGCCACUCGUUCGCACGUCUUGUUUUCGAAUUUGGGAAUUUCAAAACCUCUAGAAAAGCUGAGAAAGAUUUUCCUGAACGAGAACGUCUUGGGUUCCAAUGAACACUUGAUGGAUGAAUUUGAGGAUGCGCAUGAAUUGCGGUCACAAACUUCGACACCUAAAGCUAAUUCAAAUGAGCUAGCCGACGAUGACAUUUCUGUACUGAACGAUGUCUUGAAGCUGUUAACCAUUGAAGGUUUACUCAUUUUUGGGAUUACAGAUGAAGAAAAGCUCAAAAAUCUUGUUUCACUCUUACAAGGGCUUCCGGAAAAUUACAUCGCAGCGGCAGUUCCAGCCGUUUCUCAUUUUCUGCAGAAACUUGAUGAAAAAACUAUCUAUUUGUCUUUGUUGGAGGAGUUAACUCAGAUAUUCGCAUCCACGUUGCUCGGCGUCAAAUACAACACCUCUGAUGAGGCAAUGUCCAGACUAGCAACUUACUUAGAUUCAAUUCGGUGGGCAUGGCUGUCCAACAAAGAAGAUAACUUACAGGCCGAUUUGACUGACAUUUUUCACUGGAUUAUCACUAAGCUUCACGAGAAUCAGUUUUGUGAGAUCACUGCAAUCACCAGCAUAUCUAAGCUCCUCUUAGAUAUGUUAAGAUUUCAUGACCUUUCUAAUGGAGUGGCUACAGGUGGGAAACAGAAAGUGUUUGGAGACCUGAUUCUUUGCAUCCAGCGCCUGCCUCUGUUUGCGAUCUCGAAAGCAAUAGCAGGAAUACAGCAUUACCUGUCUCAAAUAAGCUACAAAAACCAGAGCAUAGUCUUCACUGAGAUAGCGACCAUCUUCGGGCCGUCUUCGAUCUCUUUCGAGGGCCCAGCUUUCCAUGCCCUAAUUUUGUCGAAAAUAGCUGUCGCGUCUACCUGUCAAGCAGUUUUGUCCACACUUGAUAUGAUGAACGGUCGAGAAAAUGUAUUUGCGUCGUUUUAUGGAAAGCGCUGUCUCCAGAUCCUUGCUCACACGAACAAAUUUACCAGCGUGCAAGAGCUAUUUUACUUUAGUCGUUUUGAAGUCAUCGAUCAUUGGUAUAGAGUAAGUCUUGAUGAUUCAUCAAGGGCCUUAGGUUCAUGGCAAGCAUUUGCGUUCGACUUUGAGUCCGUCGAUACUUUUUUGAAACGGUUCGCAGUUGAGGUCUCUGCUGUCUAUUUUUCUCAAAAGAGCAAGUUAAGCUUUCUCAUUGAAAAGCUCAUGGAGGUAAAUGGGAAAACAGAGGCAGAUCUUUUAGUAGAAUGCCUCCACUUAGUUUUACCACUCUGUCACACUACCAUCUGGAGAUCUGAUGAAGUAUUGAGACAACUUCGAGUUACUCUUGGUAAACAGUACACGAAGCUCGUCGGGAAACUUUCUCAUGAGAUCACAUACUGGGUACUAAAUUUCACGGAGUUAGACGUGCUUUCCGACUUGAAUUCCGCCUUUAAAAAACUCUUCCCUGGGUCUGCUCUGGUGGAAGCUUUUGUCGAAGACACUUGCACGAAGGUCAAAAGCCAGUCGCGCAUUCGUGUAUCAGCUUCGACAUCUUUGAGUCUACUCAAGGUGCACAUUCAAGCUCAUCGCUGGGGCAGCCGGGAUUAUGACUUUUUAUUGUCAAGACUUGCCGCAGAACUGGAAAUGACCAAACCAACUCACUUAAGAAUUAACAACUUAAGACAACUGAAAUGCGUCUUGAUUUUGGGAGAAAGCUAUUUGGAAAACUGUACUUAUUUAACAAGAUUGGUCCGAAUUUUGGCGCAUACGUUCGAAAAAAAGGAACUACGUUUGGAGUCGCAAGGCCUCAUUAGAAGAGUUAUUAACUUUAUCUCCCUUUGUGCGGAUCGUCAUGAGGGAGCAGUCGAAAUGUACGCCGCUGUUUUUUCAUGCUUGCUAGUCGACUACUCUUCCUCAGAUGAUCCCAUCAUUAACGAUUUAGAGCGCCAGGUGAAGCUUGAGGGGUCGCGUGCAAUUCAAAAUCAUGCCAGUUUAUGGAAUUCUUGUUUGAAUAUCUUGAAAGGGGAGCUUUUGACCACGGAUGUUUAUAUGGAUGAUGACCUGCUAAGGACUGAUGUUCCAUCAAAGGAAAGGUUUCUACUUCUCUCCCAGAUAUAUCGCUACCAUGCGGAGCCGCGACCAUUUCCUUUGAAUUUUGAAUUCUCAAAGCAAGUGACAAGGAAUUUAUUGACACUUCCGGAUUUGCAGGCAGCGACAACACCAAACUUCGAUCUAUGGAGGGGGUACUACGUUGGAGGGUAUUAUUUAAAGAAUGCUUCGCUGCCAAAACAACUAUCGAAUAGGUCAAUCGUUUCUCAAAAAGCUGCUCUUCCUCUCGUCAAUGUUGUGGCUAACAUAAAUGAGUUUCGCAACACCACGACGAAUUCUAAAUCUUUUUUCCUUAUUUCAUUAGUCCUGUCGCUGAUGGCGGGCGCAAUCUCGAAAGAUUGUACUCAAGAAGCUUACUCUUGCGACAUCUUUCCGCUGAGUGAUCGAGAAUUUCGAUUACUUCCGGCACUGAGAAUCGCCUUUGUUGUAGAGCACGCUUCGGCAGGUGAAGUAAUUGGCGACACAAACCGCAUGCCUUUCGCGGAAUGGAUAGCAAAAUUGCUUACUGCUUUGAGCCACGAGCUUGAUUUUUUGUUGCCUGGGUUCUGCGCAGUUGCAGCUUUGGUGCAUGAAAAAUUGGACUUUCUGGAAGCGCUUUUCUUAGACAUGCUCUUGGUCCUGGAACGAAUGGAUUCGAAACGUGCCUCCGCAUUUAUAUCGCUUUGCUUCGAGGCAUCCGAUUUCUUGACAGCUAAUACCAAUGCUGUCGAUUUCCGCCCAAAAACCCUUCUCAUACUACAUUUGUUUUCUCUGGUUAAGUCUGAAGCUGUGAAGGGCAACAUUUCAUUUAAGGAGCUUUAUUCGAGGCUUGAGCUCAAGAAAUUUUUCAAUCUUGCUUCAAUGGUGGACAUGGUUGAGCUCGCCUUCAUGCUGUUCGAAGAGUUUACCACUAAUAUCAAUUCGGGCGAUGUAAAAAUGAUGCAGCCUGUAUUCCAUGGUCUGGGCGAUUUUGAUCUAAUUCAAGCUUUACCUAUAAAGCCGUCACUCGAGUCCGCUUUCUCCUCUGUCAAUGAGUUCAACUCAAGAAGUUUCAAGAAUUUCAUGUUUAAUAACAGUAAGUUUGACGUCGAUACCGCAACGGGGAAGAGCCCACAAAUACAAGACCUUAUCAAGACAAGCAGUUUGAAUGGUUUUAGCGGAUUAGCAGAUGUAUUGCGCAAUCUUAACACUAAUCAAGAAUACAGUGAGAAACAGGAUUCUUUUGAAUGGUGCUUAAGGCUGAAUAGAUGGGAUAUUCCAGUUCCCGAGCACUUUUCCGCGGACUCAGACGCCCUUUACGCACUAUCGAAGAAAAUGUUCAAUUCCCCUCACAAUACUAUCGAAAUAGUGAGAAGUCAUUUGAAAGAAGUUGUUGCCGACUCGACCUUAUUUAAUGAAGAAAAAUCAUGGGCAAGAUCAUUAGUUGCCGCCAUAUCUGCUGAAAUGUUCAACGAAAACGCCGAUAAUUCACCAUUUUUAAAAGUGCUUAUGGACCAAAUCGAACUUUACGAUAUCAAAUGCAUUAAGCAAACCUCAUUUCUUGAUCAUCAAGUGCAAAUGAAAGGGCGGCAGAGCAUUUUGGGUCUUUCGAACAAUAAUCGCUCAAUAAAGAUCAAUGUUACAAACUUGAAAGUUUGCGAGCUACUCGAAAUAUCGAGAUAUGCCUCUCUAUCCCGAGAAAACCACGAUUUACAAGAGUCUCUGACGUCAGCGAUGCUGCUCGAUAAAAAAGUCACUUCAAUGGCCGUAUCGUCGAACUCUGAUGCAUGGAAACGCUUGACAUGUUUUGAGGGUGCACAGGCUCUCUGGCUGCAAGGAAACACUCAAGUAGCGGUUUCGAUACUUGAGGGCCUAUUUCACGAUGUUGAAGAUGUUGAUUUGGACAAUACAAAUCAAUUGGUAGGAAAAGCCAACAUUCCGCAAGUCCAAGUAAAAGCCCUAAUAGCUGAAUGGGCUUCACUGCUGAGGAAAGAAGAUGCUCAGUCCAUAUACGCCAAAUACAUUUCUGAGACAGAAAGCGAAGUGUCUGAGGUUGAAGAAUACAAUGAUCGUGCCAGAAUUUUCCUUAGAUUUGGUGAGUUUUGUUUCAAACAGCUGAGACGACUCGAAAAUGAUGCAACAGCUAGUGAGCGACAAUCGCGCUCUGAUCACGGAAAAGUAGAACUUUCAGGGCUAUUGGAAAUUGUUCGAGACACAAAUGCGCACGAGCGAGAUAGAAAAGAGGCCAAAAAACAUUUUAACAGAUUGAAGCUGCAAAUUGAACAAGAUCAAGAGAUUCUGAUCAACCUAUCCAAACAGCAGAAACUUUUUGCAUGGAAAUCUGUGCAUUUUUUUUUAAGUGCAUUAGUAUAUGGGGAUAGGCUGGAUGAAGACGUUUUGGAUAAAUUUUGUGGGUUAUGGUUCCAAUACGCUGACGACGGGGAACUCAACUCGAAAUUGUAUCAUGAAAUUAGCUCAAUUCCCAGCUUCAAAUUUCUCCCGUGGAUUCAUCAGCUAACCUCCCGCCUCAGUAUGGAUGGUACAUCGUUUCAGCGCAAUUUACAGCUCACACUGAAGCGAGUGAUGUUCAAGCUUCCGAACGAAACCUUGUACCCGCUGGUCAGUCUCAAAUUAUACAAGAAAGUCCAGCCGAUAAAUGAUCCAGGCAUACUGUUCAGAGUGAAAGCAGUGGAGAAACUUUUCGAAGAAUUAAAACGGUAUGACAACGGCCAAUUCUUCAGAGAUUAUCUCGAUCCCAUAGAGGAAUUCUGCCAAAAGUCUGUUGAUUUCUCAUGCAUGAAAGCUCCAAAGGAAAGUCGUAGUAUUGACCUGAGGAGUUUGAGAUUUGGCAAGUAUUGGCUUGAAUCAAUAGGGCAGCGAGCCUUAUCUCUACCAACUAUUUCGGCAACUAUAUCGUGUUCGGCAGAUGGUCGCAAAUCGCGUCCAACAAUAACGCACCUUGAUCCAGUGGUGCACAUUUCAUCGUCGGGGCUAUCGCUUCCAAAAAUUGCGACAUUUUACCUAUCUGACGGAACUAAGCAUAAGGUUCUCUUGAAGGGAAGUAAUGACGAUCUCAGGCAGGACUCGAUCAUGGAACAAGUUUUUAAACAGGUUAAUCAGAUUUUGAUCAGAAACGAGCAAACGAGGAGGCGAAAUUUGCGGGUGAGGACCUACGAAGUUGUUCCAUUAGGUCCUCAAGCUGGGCUUAUUGAGUUUGUCGCCAAUUCCGUUUCUCUUCAUGAGGUACUGAAUAAGUUGCACAGAAUCGAUCAAAUGCCCUUCGACAAGGCCCGAAAACUGAUGAAGCAAAGCCAAAGCAAGCCACUCAAGGAUAGAGUCGAUAUCUAUUCAACAAUAUGCCAGUCAAUAAAACCUCAACUGCGAACCUUUUUUUUCCAAUCAUUCGGGAAUGCUCAGGAGUGGCUGGAUGCAAAAUAUGCGUAUACUAAAGGAGUCGUUACAACCUCUAUUGUGGGCUACGUUUUAGGGCUCGGUGAUAGACAUUUGAAUAACAUUUUACUGGACAAGUCCAACGGCGAGCCCGUACACAUAGACUUGGGCGUUGCAUUUGAUCAGGGAAAGUUUUUGGCUAUUCCAGAGCUUGUACCCUUUAGACUGACUCGAGACAUGGUUGAUGCUCUUGGAGUAACAGGAGUUGAUGGAAUCUUUCGUAAGAACUGUGAACGGGUCUUUUCUGUUUUGCACACAGAACGUGAUAGAGUGAUGAGUGUUUUGAAUGUGCUGAAAUGGGAUCCGCUGUACUCUUGGGUAGUGUCGCCACUGCGAAGGAAGAAGCUGCAGGCCAACAUCUCCGACGACAGUGCCGAGCUUGGAGUCAAUGCCAGCGCUCUUGGCUCAAAAGAGGAUAAUAACGAAUCAAUGAGGGCAUUGAAAGACGUUCAAACCAAACUCGAAGGAAAUGGUUUGAGCGUCGAGGCUACAGUUCAAGAACUUAUCCAGCAGGCCACUGAUGUAAACAAUCUAGCAACCAUCUACAUGGGAUGGUCGCCAUUCUACUGA